GUCAACUUGAACAGAAUGUUUGCAAUAGCACUGUUUCUCAUCGCCGCGUGUGUCUGCUAUUACUACACCUGUGUCGUGCGCGCUCGGUUUGCACAGGACGUGCCCUGUGCUCAGCCUUGCUAUCCACUAAUAGGGAACGGCCUAUCGUUCCUGGAAAAGUCACCGGUCAAACUGUUCCAGAAUGUGGUGCAACCGUUCAAUCAGUUCGAUCGGUGGUUCAAAGUUUGGCUCGGACCUCAGCUGAUGCUGUGCACCUCGCAUCCAGUGCUGGCCGAGUCGGUGUUGAGCCAUCCAAAGUGCUUGGAUAAGCCAUUUUUCUACAGCUUUGUGCAGCUUGAGCAGGGAAUUUUGACUCGCAAAUAUCAAAACUGGAAGCGGUACCGAAAAGUGAUGAGCCCUGCCUUCAGCACGAGCAAGGUGGCCAAUGCGCUACCGUUGUUCGUAAUGUGUGCGGAAAAUUUGAUGUCCAAGCUAGAGGCAAUGGUGGCGAAUGAUUCAACAGUUUCGUUGGCUCCGGUUUUGAGCGAGUGUUUGCUUAAUGUGAUAUUUUCCACUACCCUGGGAGCAAAUGUAGUAGAAGAGCGGGAGGCGAAGCAUAUUUUAAACAAUCUAGACAUAUUAUUUCAGAUGAUAUCUGCUCGAGCGAUAAAUGCACUGCACCACAUCGACUGGGUCUACAAGCAUACAAACAAUUGCAAAAUAGAAUCCGCUUCCAGGGCGGCGUGUUAUAGCGUAGUAGAUAAGGUUGUUGCGUCCCGGAGAAGCGCCUUGGAAAAUGAGUUCUACGAAGCGAACGAUUCGCCGGCCAUGUUGGAUCGAUUGCUUUCGGUAAAUGAGGACGGUCCACUGUCGGAUACAGAAAUCGUACAAAACAUCUACUCCAUCGUCGGUGCUGGUAAUGAUACGACGGCACAUUCGCUCGGUCACACGUGCCUAUUCCUUGCGAUGCAUCCUGCAGUACAGAGAAAGCUGUACCAGGAGCUGCGCGAUGUGUUCUACAGUGCCGAUGAGCCCAUUACCGAGGAAAAGCUGAAACAGCUAAGCUACAUGGAGUGUGUGAUCAAGGAAAGCUUACGGCUAGCUCCUCCGGGCGCAACGGUGGCACGCGAAGCCCAAGAAGACCUAACAGUCGAGGGACAGUUGAUUCCGCGCGGUACAACGGUAGUCGUGAGCUUAUUUGCACUGCAUCGUAGAAAGGAUUUCUGGGGUGCCGAUGCGGAGAGGUUCGAUCCCGAUCGAUUUCUGCCCGAACGGUGCAAGAAUAGAAUGGGCUGUGCCUUUAUGCCGUUCAACACAGGGAGUCGCAAUUGUAUUGGCUCACGGUACGCCAUGCAGAUUAUGAAGAUUAUUUUGUGCAAGAUCGUUCGGAGGUAUGAGCUUCACACCGAGUUAACUAUGGAGCAGAUGCAGUUUCGAUUCGAUAUAGCUCUAAAGCAGGAACAGGGAUAUUCAAUACGGUUCGAGCGUAGAGUUGAAAGUGAUUAAAGGAAUUACAAACAUGUUC
This is a messenger RNA of Anopheles merus, 1504 nucleotides long. Its product is annotated as cytochrome P450 4V2-like. The record is from RefSeq and is a predicted model, not a curated record. Bases 16 to 1485 code for a protein of 489 amino acids. Gene Ontology annotation, molecular function: monooxygenase activity; iron ion binding; heme binding. The transcript has 5 exons. Lineage: Eukaryota; Metazoa; Arthropoda; Insecta; Diptera; Culicidae.